This is a messenger RNA of Zea mays, 1333 nucleotides long. RefSeq lists its product as uncharacterized. The coding region runs from base 82 to 567 and encodes 161 amino acids. NCBI's taxonomy places the organism in Eukaryota, Viridiplantae, Streptophyta, Magnoliopsida, Poales, Poaceae. The record is from RefSeq and is marked predicted. The transcript has a single exon.
GUCGAGCUCCGCCUCUGGUGACUCAACGCGUCGACUCUGUUCCUCCUUGCCUCCGGCCAUCAGGGGAUCCCCGCCUUGUUGAUGACCAUGAACAUAGCUGGGCAUCAAGGUGGCGGCGGGGUCCACCUGCACCUGCACGUCGCUGCUCGGCUCAGCGCAUGGCUGUUGCUGCUGCUGCUGCUCCCCAUCGACAUUGUUGAUGUUGAGCAAGUAGUCGACGUUGGACUUGCCCAACUCGCCUCCGACCAUCCGGGGAUCAUCCAUCGUCGGGUAAGCAGUAGCACCGGUGAAGAUGGCGCCGGCGGGGUCCUGCAUCUGCUGCACCUGCACGUCGCGGAUCACCUUGGUUGGCGGCGCCUCGGGGUGAUCGCCUGUCGCCGUCCUCUUGGAAUUGCAUUUCUUCUUGGCCAGAGACGAGGACGAACGGUGCACCUUGCACAGCACGUGGUCGCCGCCGCCGCCCUGGGUGUCGUCGUACUCGGUCAUGUGCCAUCCCAUCCUGUCGAAGCGAUGGCGAUGCCGACCCGACGUCCCCUCGUCCUCCUUCUCCUUGCGGCCGUAGGAUAAGCUGCAGAACGUGGCGCCGGGCAAGCCCUCCACGGGCUUCGGGCCAGUCUCCGAGUGCCAGCACGUCCCGGCGGUCUCCACCGCGCGCAGCCUGUGCCCGCUGGCCCUUCCCACGCCGUUCUUGUAUCGUUUCGGACAGUAUAGGUACCACUGCCUGUUGUACCCGUCCUCCGUCACGUCGGUGCCCGGCACCGGCUCCAGGCCGGCGACCAGCUCCUCAGGAGCAGCGGUGUACACGUCCACGUUGUGGAUGAAGGCUUUGUCGACGGUUCCGGCGCGGAGGCCGCGCAGGAGGGCGACGGACGCCUCGUUGGUGGCCCGGAAGACGUGAUCGUCGGCGGCCAUAUGCCACCGAUCUCCGAUCUCCAGGUGGUGAUGGUGGAUCGGCUAGCGCCUAGCGCGUACGUUCUGUCGCCGCGGGUGGGGGACGAUGAUGGCUAGCUUCUUGUGUCUACGUAAGUUCUGCACUGCACGCGGACAGGCAGGUAGCUAGGUAGGUGUUUAUAUACACCUUUACGAGAUAAGUCUGACAGCAGAAUUUUGAACUGUGAAACAGAUCGAUCUACUAGAUAUAUAGGAGAUAAAUCUCGAAAUGGUAUGGAUUUCUGUUUGUGAUAGGCUGCGUGCAGUGUAUUUCUGUUUGUUUUCUUUUACAAACGAUGGAUUUCUGUUUGUUUUCUUUUACAGACGAUGGAUGAUUUCUGUUUGUUUUCUUUUACAAACUUUGUAAAUUUGUUUUAGACGUCAAAACAAACCAUGCAUAUGC